GAGAGAUCGCAUCGGCCAGCAGUAGUACUACUGCAGAUAGAGUCAGAGCUAGCAGACAACCUUAGAUAAAACCCGCUACAAAGGCAGACGCCGCUCUCCACUCGUUUAUUUUCAGCAUCACAAUACCAUGACGUUUAAACUUCGCAUCUCACCCUCUUUCUUCUAAAAAAUGAUUCUCUGAACUCUGAUCCAUAGAAAAAGACACUGCCCCUUUUCUCCCUCUCACCCACCUCUCGAACACCGACUCUCUCGAUCUUGAAAAGAGAAACGCAGGGAAAGAUGCUACCGAGGUCUAGGAACGGUGUCGUUUGGAUCGAAGGAGGAAGAGGAGGUGAAGAAGCAGAAGACGCAGCCUGGACCAGAACCAACAAUGAAGGCGAGCUCAACAAGGACGACGAUAUGGGUCUAGCUCUUCCUCUCUCUUCCUUCAAGUCCAUGCUUGAGAAUGACUGGUACAUCAACAACAACGCCCUGAACCCACCUUAUCAGGACCUCCAUAACCAUCUCCCAGGCCUCCCAAACCCGCAAGAUGUCAGAGACAUAGGCUUCUGCUCGAACCCAAACGACAACAGUAACCUUAUUCUGCAGCCCCUGGACUCGUCCUCUUCCUGUUCUCCGUCACAGGCUUUCAGCUUCGACCCCUCACAGUCACAGCCUCCCUUCUUGCCCAACAAUUCUUGCUUCUCUUCCCUUAUCAACGCCGUUUGCUCCAACCCGUUUGACGAUGCAUUCGACUUGGGCCUCGAGACCGGGCUUCUCGGCCUGUUCAACCCAGCUGCUUCGAACUCCCCUGCCAUGAUGGGCUUCACAACCUUGGAUUCUCAGCCACAGAUUGGUGCUCCCAAACUGAGUUCGGCCUCCGAGUUUCAACGAACUCGGUUGCCGCCGGCAUCCGACACCACCGCAGGAAUCGGUGGCGGGUUUAGCCCCAUGGGUUUCGAGGGGUUUGAUAAUUCAGGCAGUGCUCUGUAUCUGAACAGAGGAAAGGCUUUGAGACCGCUCGAGGUCUUCCCUCAAGGGGGUUCGCAACCCAAUUUGUUUCAGAAGCGAGCGGCGCUUAGACAAGGCGCUGAAAAGUCAGGGAAUUUGGAGGUUUCGGGUUCGAGAUUCAGCGAAGACACGGAUAAUUUGAAGACUCAGAGCACGAAGAAGAGUGACGUUUCGGGCGACGUUGAUGAAGCGAGCCUCGACGUUUCGAGUUUAAAUUACGAUUCGGAUGAGUUCGAAGGUGGCGUUAAGGAGGAGGAGGAUUUUAAGAAUGGCGGAAGAAAUUCUAAUGCCAACAGUACUGUCACUAGUAGGGAUCAGAAGGGAAAGAAGAAGGGGCUUCCAGCGAAGAAUCUGAUGGCGGAGAGACGGCGGAGGAAGAAGCUUAAUGAUAGGCUCUACAUGCUUAGGUCUGUUGUACCCAAAAUUAGCAAGAUGGAUAGAGCCUCGAUACUUGGGGAUGCCAUUGACUACUUAAAGGAGCUUCUGCAAAGGAUCAAUGAUCUCCAUAAUGAGCUGGAGUCAUCCCCACCUGGAUCUUUGCUGCCACCUUCUACAAGCUUUCACCCUUUAACGCCAACUCCACCUACACUUCCCUGUCGUGUCAAGGAAGAACUUUGUCCUGGCUCCUUGCCAAGCCCUAAAAGCCAGCAUGCAAGGGUGGAAGUUCGGGUAAGGGAAGGAAGAGCUGUCAACAUCCACAUGUUUUGUGCCCGCAGGCCAGGUCUCUUGCUUUCCACCAUGAGGGCCCUGGACAACCUGGGGUUGGACAUCCAGCAGGCUGUAAUUAGUUGCUUCAAUGGGUUUGCUUUGGAUGUGUUCCGAGCUGAGGUCAUCCAAAGACUUGACUACUUUUGUCCACUGUUCAUCAGCAAUGCGGGGAAGGAGAGGAUGUGUUGCCGGAGCAGAUCAAAGCAGUACUCUUGGAUUCUGCAGGCUACCAUGGUAUGAUGUGACUCUAGUACUUGGUGAAUACGGCCACUUACAAUCGAGGAGGAACUAACUGUAGUGCUGUUACCUUACUGCUGUGCCUCGCGUAGUUUAGUUUGUAAAUGCAUUUGUCUUCCUCUGGGUCUUGUAACUUGUUGGUGAAGGUGCGCACAUGCCCAAGUAAAGUCGGUCAGCUAAUGCUAGAAGCUUGAUCUAGUUAUAUAUUUAAUGCAGAAUGAAUAUAUUUAUAUAUAUAUAUAUAUAUUAUAUUAUAUUA
Juglans regia (Persian walnut) is the source of this 2194-nucleotide messenger RNA. RefSeq names its product transcription factor ICE1-like. Lineage: Eukaryota; Viridiplantae; Streptophyta; Magnoliopsida; Fagales; Juglandaceae. The transcript has 4 exons. The record is from RefSeq and is a predicted model, not a curated record. Gene Ontology annotation, biological process: regulation of DNA-templated transcription. Gene Ontology annotation, cellular component: nucleus. Gene Ontology annotation, molecular function: protein dimerization activity; sequence-specific DNA binding; DNA-binding transcription factor activity. The coding region runs from base 280 to 1938 and encodes 552 amino acids.